UCAAGUGAUUUAGACAGAGAGAGAAGUUGAUGUCACACCGUUGUUCUACCGACCGGAACAGACCGAUAAUUUUAUCAUUUCAUUUCCAUCUCGGGAUUUGUUCAGUCGCACCUCCACACGCGCGCGCGCGCGUGUGUAUGUGUGUCUGUGUGUGUGUGUGUGUGUGUGUGUGUGAGAGAGAGAGAGAGAGAGAGAGAGAGAGAGAGAGAGAGAGAGAGAGAGAGAGUGUGAAUGUGUGUGUAUACGCGCGUGCGUGAGUGAGUGAGUGAGUGCGUGCGUGCGUGCGGUGCGUGUUUUUCUUUCUUUCUUUCCUUUUCUUUUUUGCUUGUUGUUGUUGCUGCUGUUGUUAAUUUCCGUUCCGUGUUUGGAUCAUGAAUAAACUGUACGUGGGGAACCUGAGUCCCUCGGUCACAGUGGACGACCUGAAGCGGCUGUUCUGCGAGUGCGAGCUGCCCGUCAGCGACCGCACCGUCUUACUGAAGUCCGGUUACGCGUUCGUGGAUUUUCCUGACCAAAAGUGGGCCAUAAAAGCGAUCGAAACGCUAUCAGGGAAAGCGGAGUUGCACGGAAAGGUGAUCGAGGUUGAUUAUUCCGUCCCCAAGAAAUUAAGGAGUCGUAAGAUUCAGAUCCGGAACAUUCCCCCUGACCUGCAGUGGGAGGAUUUAGACAGUCUGUUAUCACAGUACGGCUCAGUAGAAAACGUGGAGCAAGUGAAUGCUGACUCAGAGGCAGCUGUGGUGAAUGUCACAUAUGCAUCAAAAGAGGAAGCUAAAGAGGCCAUAGAGAAGCUGACGGGCCACAGUCUGGAUAAUUACUUGUUCAGCGUGUCCUACAUUCUGGACGUGGAGGGCAGUGGAAACGAGAGUGAUGCGGGAGCCCCGGCCCAGCAUGGGGCAUCCCGAGGAGGCAGAGGUAUGCGGGAGUCUGACUCCGCCCACUCCGGGGCCAUGGGGGGCUUUCAGGGAGCUCACCACUCACAGCACGAGCUCCCGCUGAGGCUGCUGGUCCCUACACAGUUUGUCGGAGCUAUCAUCGGCAAAGAAGGUCUGACCAUCAAGAACAUCACCAAGCAGAGCCAGUCCAAAGUGGACAUCCACCGUAAGGAGAACGCAGGGGCUGCAGAGAAACCCAUCACCAUCCACUCGUCCCCAGAGGGCUGCUCACACGCCUGCAGGAUGAUCCUGGAGGUCAUGGAGAAAGAAGCCACGGACACCAAGACUGCUGAGGAGGUCCCUCUUAAGAUUUUGGCCCAUAACAGUCUAGUAGGACGGCUUAUUGGUAAAGAAGGCAGGAAUCUGAAAAAGAUUGAGCAGGACACUGGGACCAAGAUCACCAUUUCACCCUUGCAGGAUCUGACCAUCUACAACCCCGAGCGUACAAUCACGGUGAGGGGAGGAGUGGAGGAGUGCUGUAAUGCAGAAGUGGAAAUCAUGAAGAAGCUGAGAGAGGCGUAUGAGAACGACAUGGCCUCCCUGAACCUGCAGACGGCACUGAUCCCCGGUUUAAACCUGAAUGCUUUAGGGAUUUUCUCUCCUACUCUUCCUGUUAUGUCUUCAGCUACAGGAGCUCGUGGAGUCACAUCACUUCCUACCACCUACAGCCCCUUAAUGGGUCAGGCAUCAGCGCUGGCUGGUUUGUACGGAUCUUCCCCCUCGUUACCCCUCCAGCAAACAUCUCCGGAGCAGGAAGUGGUGUAUCUUUUCAUUCCCACUCAAGCAGUUGGAGCUCUAAUAGGGAAGAAAGGACAGCACAUCAAGGAGCUGGCACGGUUUGCUGGAGCUUCUAUCAAAAUCGCUCCAUCAGACAGUCCCGAGGCCUCGGAGAGAAUGGUCAUCAUCACCGGCCCUCCUGAAGCCCAGUUUAAGGCUCAAGGUCGGAUAUUCAGAAAGCUGAAAGAGGAAAACUUUUUCACUGCGAAGGAGGAAGUGAAGCUGGAGACGCACAUCAAAGUCCCCGCAGCCGCCGCCGGUCGAGUCAUAGGCAAGGGCGGGAAAACGGUGAACGAACUGCAGAAUCUCACCAGCGCUGAGGUCAUCGUUCCACGAGACCAGACGCCCGACGAGAACGACGAGGUGUUUGUGAAAAUCAUCGGCCAUUUUUUUGCUAGUCAGUCUGCACAGCGGAAGAUCAGGGAAAUCAUCCAACAAGUCAAACAGCAGCAGCAGAAAAACCAACAGGGGGCAGCGACACCAUCGCAGCACACCAAGUGACCAGCAGGGGGCAGCCAGCAAACAGCAGCAGCAGCAGCAGCCUGUGAAUGUAGCUCCUCCGAGCGCAAACCAAAUCGAACAAAAAGGCGCAAGAGAACGAAAAAAAAACAAGCGGGAAGGAAACACACAGAAGGACAUGCAACAAGAUCGAAACCAAAGAACCUUAUAAGACCUGAGCGAGCCUCGUUCCGAGAGCUAAAACUACUCUGUGAGCGCUCCAGAUGUUUCAUAAUUCUGAACGUGAGGAGAUGCUGUAGAAUGGUACGCUGGGUUGGAUCUGUCCUCUAAGAAGCACACGUUAAAAUCCGGCUGCCUGUGAGAUGAUCGUACCAGCAAACAUUGUGCUUCUCUCCCACGCAGGAGAGGAAGCUGCAGCCAUCAGCACAUUCAGGCUGAGUGCAGCACACUGUGGAAAUGUAGCCUGACUAGCAUGUAACAACACAGACUGUUGAGCGAGUGACAAAUAACUACCUGAGGGAGCGCGGAGUAAAGACGCGUAGAUGUGUAAUAGUGUCUGUCGAUUCCAAGACCGUAUUGUGUGUUCUAUAAAGUCGCCUGUAGCCUUCGAAAGUUUUAAUUAAAGAAAAAGAAAAAAAAGAAAAAAAAUCCCACCCGGACACUUAUGGCAGAAUUCCCAACUCAUUUAGCAUAUGGAUACAUAAGUAGUUAGCAUGUCCCAAUCACACUCUGAAAUUUCCUUAGCGUAGAUGCUAAUUUUGCACUUUUUUAGUGUUUGUUAAUCAGGCCUUUGAUGUGAAUAAACAGUCAGGCUUUAAUAUAGACGUUUUAAAGUUUAGCACAAGAUUCUCAGUUUCAGUUGAAUAGCGUCUGAUAAUUUGCCCCUGUGCUAACCCGCUUCUCCCGUCUUGCUUUUUUUUUAUCCCUGUGUUUCUUUGCCGUUUUUUUUCUAGCUCACCUGACCGAGAUUGAAGUCUACUGAGCUCUCCUGGCCUACAAAUUAUGAGGGACAAAAACAAAAGAGUUUAAUACGAUUAUGAUUGUAAACAAUGUCCAGUCAGCCUUUUUAUUGCGAAUGUUGUUACAGCCUCACUCACCCUGAAUACGUGCUCUGUACUAGAUUCAACUGAAGCACUUAAAAUAUUUUAGCGUGCAAAAAAAAAAAAGUGAACAGCAAAAGUCUGGAAAAGUGCAAGUGCAAUAAUUAGAGGCUGCCUACAAGCUGCAUUCGGGACAAUUAAUCACGUCCUGUACAGGCGGCCUGAUAACCAGUGAAUGUAUACAGUUUCUACCUGCCUUCUGCAGCACACUACGUCCUGUCUGUCUGUCUGCAUGUCUGUCUGUCUGUCUCUCUGCCUGUCUGUCUGUCUCUUUGUCUGUCUGUCUCUUUGUCUGCAUGUCUGUCUGUCUCUUUGUCUGCCUGUCUCUCUGUCUCUUUGUCUGUCUGUCUGUGUGUCUCUCUGCCUGUCUGUCUCUUUGUCUGUCUGUCUGUCUGUCUGUCUGUUUGCCUCUCUCUCUCUUUGCCUGCCUUUUUGUCUCACUGCCUGUCUGUCUGUCUGUCUUUCUUUCUUUCUUUGUCUUUCUUUGAUUUUUUUUGUAUUCUUUCUUUUCUUUAUUCUUGUCUUUUUUGGGUUUUUUUUGUAAUUUCUGUAUUUUUCUUUUUUUUUAUUAUUUCUGCUUAACCUCCCUUUUAUUUCCCCACUUUCUAUAUGUCUUUUUAAUGUUUGUCAUCUUCCUUUCUUUUUUCCUUUUAAUCCUUAUUUUGUCUUUUUUUCUUUCUUGUUCAUGUUUGUUUAUGCAUUUCUAUAAUAAUCCUAUCUUUAUUUUUUUUUAUUCUUUAUUCUUUUGAGUCUUUCUUCUUUCUCUCUCCUCUUGUCUCCUCUUCGUGUCCUGCGUUCGAGGCACAUCAAACGUCUUUUGACCUUUUUUUUUUUUUUUUUUUUACUUUUCCUGGCUUGUAAGAAACUUGUUCUUAUGUGUCCUGAACCGAAAAAAAGAAGAGUGUCUGAAUUUUUAUUAUUUUUUUUUUUUUUUGUUUAAACUUAAAUCUUACAAUCAUACAAGUUGACCGUGGGACGUUUAUGGCUUAUCUUUUUGUUUAGUUUUUUCGGUGAGAAAUGCUGCCCUUUAAAAUUUCCUAAUGAUGAGUUUUAGAAGCCAUUAAAGAUGCUGACUUUUAUAAAAAAAACAAACAAAAAAAAAACAAACAAAAAAACAAUUCAUCACCUUGUUAUUUGAACUUUCCUGCGCAGUGAUAAAGUGAUGGUGGAGUCUGAGCGGUUAGUGUGAUAGAUCACUACACUGAUGAGGUGCUGUUCAUCCUGUUAAACAUGAAGCUUAGCGGUUAUUUAUGGAUAGGUAAAAUAAUUAAAUACAUAUAUAUAUAUAUACACACAUAUGUAUAAAGAUCAUGCAGCGCUAAUACGAUUGUUUGCACAGGACAGAAAUCUAACCUUCAUGUAAACCAGUACGAGAAAUAACCUUCUACCUCAAGAACAAGGUACCUCAGUCCAAUCUCUUUCUACAUAUUUUGUAUAAACCUUGUAAAUUUAGCUCAUGAGUGAUUUUUUUUUUUUUAAUUUUCUAAAAAAAUAAGAAGAGCGAUUAAAAAGUUUUUUACAAGAGAAUUAGUAAAGAUGGUGUAACACCACCACCGUGCUUUUUCUUGGGAAAGGGGCACGUGCCUCGUACCAGAAGCUGUACAUUGCUGUACUUUAUUGGACCUUAAGAGUUCCUUGUUGAGGUUGAUAUAACUAACGCUAGCACAACUGACUACCUGGAGAGAUGAGAUUAACACCGCUCUUGUAUUAGCCCCCCCCCCCCGCCCCCCCCAAAGUAUUUUGUUUAACAUAAAAUUUUAAUGAAAAAAAAUAAAUAAAUAAAAAAAAGUCAUGCCAGAUAUGCGACAAGUUGUAAGUGUCAGUAGUAAGAAACGAUUUGUAGCUGAAAAAAUUCAGACUGCUUGCUAGUUUUUUUGUUGUCUUUUUUUUUGUUGUUUUUUUUCUGCGGUGUAACUCCAUAGCAAAGUCGCGCCACUCUGAAAGGGUGCAGUAUCUCAUUAACACGUUUCUUCUGAAUAGCCGCUAACACCAAUCUGUGUGGUUUUAGGAAAUCUAUUUUUUAGUUCCAAUGCUGUUACAUGCUGUUUGAUUCCCAUCUGUAAAAUGCAGAGUUUAUCACUAUCUAACCUGGUUGUCGGUUUAUUUACAGGUCUGUUGCUUUUUUGUUUUGUUUGCUAACUGGUUGUGCUUCUGGUGUUAUUUUUCUGUGUUUCUCUGUAUCAGGUUCUGUUAUACCUGUACUGUGAAUGGUUUGGCCUUUAGACAUGGCAGACCUGUGAAAGCACUGGAUUACAACAGUGCUUAUUAAUACAACACACACACACACAAACACACACACACAAGCUUCUGCUAACUUUUUUUUUCCAUUUAGGAUUGAACUUGUUUUGCUUUCUUUAGCUAAACCACACAGACCACCAGCUUGGAUAUGAGCAAUAAAGAAACACUUUAAAACAGUG
Molecule: messenger RNA, 5685 nt
Organism: Tachysurus fulvidraco (yellow catfish)
Lineage: Eukaryota; Metazoa; Chordata; Actinopteri; Siluriformes; Bagridae
Gene: igf2bp2b
Product: insulin-like growth factor 2 mRNA binding protein 2b
Exons: 16
Coding region: 372-2210 (612 amino acids)
Biological process (GO): regulation of gene expression; nervous system development
Cellular component (GO): cytosol; nucleus; cytoplasm
Molecular function (GO): mRNA 3'-UTR binding
Source: RefSeq, a predicted model, not a curated record